CAAGACAACCUCGUUUCUUCUGAGUCAGUUCCUCAUGCUUCGCUUACUUUAUAUCUCUCUCUCUUUAACUUUUCAAUCACUCAAAUCGUGUUUCUCGUCUCGCCAUGCUCGUUUUCUUGAAACCCAAACCCUACCCAUUUAUCUCUCGCCAUUUCUGUGACCCUUUCUUUUCAUUUCAAGCUUCAAGGGUAUUGCACCUGGUCAUUUUAUGGAGUUUUUUCUUCGGCAUCUUAUCUAUAGAAUUCCUGUGGUAAUAGGCCAAACCUGGGAUUGCAUGGUUUGUGGUUAGAUAUUGAUUAAGAGAGUUCAGUUUGUGAUCCACAUGCAAAGUUGCAGUCUCCCGAGUGAGUGAUGUCUCAACACCAAAACCAAAACCUACCAUUGGUUCCGAAAUCUGAAGCUGGUGUAAAGCCCUUCGCGAUAAGGCAGUAUGUUCUUGCCUGUCGUGACAGAAAUAUCUCUCAAAACUGGCCUUACGAAGAGAAGCACUUGCAGUUGUGUCUUAAAAGUGGUCUCAUGGAGAAAGAGCUGUUGCCACCACUUGAACCACUCAAUGGUUUCUCCAAAAUGCAUUCUCCAAAUGAUAACAACAGCAAAGAAACUGAUUCUUGCAAUGCUGAAGUGCCACAAGAGUGUAACUACAAAGUCAGCAACCACCACCCUUCAUCACAGCCAGAAGAGACAUGUUCUCUCUCAGGUUCUACUAAUUUUCAUAAUAACAGUCCGCCAUUAAAAACAGUGAAAUGUAAACGCAGAAGGCGGAAAGGGAAAUGUAAGAAGCGUUUCAUGGUGGAUAUUUUAGCCAUGGCACAGCACAGUACUUUAGAGGAGAUUGAUGGGAUGAACAAGUUUUUUUAUGCUCAAACUGUGGUUGAGGGAUGUCAUGAACAAGCUGUGGAUGACGAUUCAUGCAGAAAAGGUGGUAGUGAAGAUGAUGGUAUGGCUAAUGCUGAUGUCACACCAAAGGGGUUAUUGCUUCUUAAGUUAAGCUCAAUGGAUGUAAUGUAAUUGGGAAUUGAACAUAAUAUAAUGGAUUCUGUUCAAUUUUAUUCUAUAAAAUGAUUAUUGUUCACUGCAGAAUCUCCUCUGACGUUGUCAGGUUAAACCAUGAA
This is a messenger RNA of Vigna angularis (adzuki bean), 1112 nucleotides long. RefSeq lists its product as uncharacterized. The coding region runs from base 352 to 1008 and encodes 218 amino acids. The record is from RefSeq and is a predicted model, not a curated record. NCBI's taxonomy places the organism in Eukaryota, Viridiplantae, Streptophyta, Magnoliopsida, Fabales, Fabaceae. The transcript has 3 exons.